This is a messenger RNA of Phyllostomus discolor (pale spear-nosed bat), 2326 nucleotides long. RefSeq names its product eva-1 homolog C (gene EVA1C). Lineage: Eukaryota; Metazoa; Chordata; Mammalia; Chiroptera; Phyllostomidae. The record is from RefSeq and is a predicted model, not a curated record. Bases 388 to 1710 code for a protein of 440 amino acids. The transcript is spliced from 8 exons. Gene Ontology annotation, cellular component: extracellular region. Gene Ontology annotation, molecular function: heparin binding; carbohydrate binding.
GAAAGGCGCUCUAGUUGCGCAGUCCUCGGCGCGCUGCUGGGGGCACCCUCCGCGGCAGGCAUCGUGCCAGGGACCAGCCCCCCCGCAGCCGCGGGGCUCGCGGGACUACACUUUCCCUUCGGCCCCCCUCGUUUCCUUCCGAGCGGCGGCGGUGGCGGAGAUUUCCUCUCGGGGAAACUACGCGGAUCCUUCCCGGGGCUCCUCGCCCCGCCCCAGUUCUCCGCCCCCUCCCCUUCGCUGGGGAGCCGGUGCGGGCAGAGCCGGGGAGGUGGCGGGGGGCCGGGGAGCCACUGGCCACUAACUCGCCCGGCCAUGUGACGCAACCCUCAGUCCGGCAAACCCCGGCGCGUCCCGGGCCCGCUCCCGCGCCCCGCCGCGCCGCGCACCAUGCUCCUGCCGGGACCCGCGCGCCCACCGCCCGCGCCCCGGCCGGCGCAGCAUCCCGGCCUCCGCAGGCAGGUGGAGCCACCCGGGCAGCUCCUGCGCGUCUUCUACUGCACCGUCCUGGUCUGCUCCGGGGAGGUCACAGCCCUCUCGGACUUCUCCGGCUACCUGACCAAACUGCUGCAGAACCACACGGCCUACGCCUGCGACGGGGACCGCCUGGACCUGCAGUGCCCGCGGCACUCCACCAUCAGCGUGCAGUCGGCGUUCUACGGGCACGGCGACCGCGCGUGCAGCGCCCAGCAGCCCGCCCCCCGGGGGGAGGGCCCCUCGGCCUGCGUGGCCCCCACCACCCUGCAGAAGGUGCUGGACGAGUGCCAGAACCAGCGGGCCUGUCACCUCCUGGUCAAUAGCCGAGUUUUUGGACCUGACCUUUGUCCAGGAAGCAGUAAAUACCUCCUGGUCUCCUUUAAAUGCCAGCCUAAGCUGAAAAACAAAACCGUGUGCGAGGACCAGGAGCUGAAGCUGCACUGCCACGAGUCCAAGUUCCUCAACAUCUACGCCGCCACCUACGGCCGCAGGGCCCGGGACUGGGACGUGUGCGCCUCGGGCGCCCCGCGGCUGCCCCCCUUCGACUGCUUGUCCCACUCGGCGGUGCACGUGCUGUCCCAGCGGUGCUACGGCCGGCAGCGGUGCAAGAUCCUCGUCAACAACCAGCACUUCGGGAGCCCCUGCCUGCCGGGAGUGCGGCAGCGCCUGGCCGUCACCUACGCCUGCGUUCCCAAGCACAUCCUCUCAGCGAUCGAUCCGGCCGUGGCCGACCCGAAGCCUUCUGUGAAGCGGGACGACGGCGGCCAGGGUGUGAAGGUGGACACGAGCGAGUCGAGGGUUCCCAGGAACGACGGGGCCAUCGUCAGCAGCUCCCUGGCAGCCUUUGCUUACAUCAGAGCGCACCCCGAGAGAGCCGCCCUGCUGUUCGUGUCCAGCGUCUGCAUCGGCCUGGCCCUCGCGCUGUGCGCCUUGGUCCUGAGGGUGCCCUGCGCCAAGGACUGGCGGGAGCUGCAGCUGGCGCGGGAGCGCCUGGUGCCGGGCGGCGAUGAGGCCGCGGAGGACAGCGAGGACGCAGAUGGGGAGGAGGACUCUUCGGACUCGGAUUUCCCCGGGGAGGUGCCGGGGUUCGGCAGGACUCCGCGCCCCGCGUACUCGUCUAUCGAGGCUGCGGAGCUGGCAGAGAGGAUUGAGCGGCGGGAGCAGAUCCUGCAGGAAAUCUGGAUGAACAGCGGCUUGGACGCGUCGCUGCCGAGGAACGUGGGGGCCUUCUGCUGAGCACCCGACGCGCCUGCUGGCCUCGCCCCUCCGAGCGCCGGAGCGCCCCCCGCUCCCCCGGCUCGGCCUCACCUGUACCUUCUGUGAAGGAGCCUUUGUCGCCAUCGACACCUGGUGAAGCCAGAAGGGGGCCUUUCGAACUGUUUACAGCACAUUUCCAAACAAACGCGGUGGGCAGGCGGGCGGGCGUCGCUGUCGGCUGCGUCCGCUCCCAGCAGCGUCUGCGCACCCGCACGCUCCCGGUUCGCGCUCCGGGGCGCCGCUGUCACCGGCUUGCACGAAUUCAGCCCGUUCCUCCACGCACAGCCACCGCAGACGGUGCCGGUCUCCCCGUUCGGCCGAGGCGCAGGCAGGGCGCCCCCGUGUCCGCCCGGUGAAACCGCAGCUGCUCGGGGCGCAGGCGCGCUGCCCCUCCGCGUGGCCACGUGGUGGGCCGUCCUCCCCACGCUGCUCCGUGGGUGCGGGGCGGCCACAGGCUUCUUGGAUGGAGAGAAGACACGGAUUUCAGGGUUCUGCGUGGGCCAUGGCCACUCCAUUCCACCUGGGGCUCCAAGGCAGCCCCAGUGCAUCAGAAAUGAAGGGAACUGACUGCGUCCCAAUAAAACUUUAUUUAUAC